UUUUGUUAGAGAUAACUCGAGCCCUCGCCUGCUUGUUAUCAGAAUCUCACAGGUUAAAGGGACUAAAGAUUUACCUCAAAGCUUACCGGAAUAGCAAGUCUGAAACUGUCACACUGGUGAAGAGCAGACAAGCGGGAUACUUACCCAAAAUAGUGAAGGCCUUUGCAGAACAAAUCAUGCUCAUACAUCCCACUCUGGUAGUUGACAGCAAGUGGAGAGUGGGAACAAAGGACAAUGACAAGCUUGAAGAAGAAACUUCUGCUACUGUUAUUGAGUUUUUGCUGUCUAUUUCACCUAGUAACAAAGAAGUACAGGAACUCAAUGCAGCAUAUUUGUUUUUGAUGGGCAGGUUUAUGGACAGUGCAGAGGCAUACUCUUCCCUCUUGCAGUAUGCUCAUGGCCAGAAAAUACCAGAGAGUGCUAUAGAAAAAUUGCUCCAAGAAACUCCUGAGAGGACAGCCAGACUCUUGACAAGCCGAGCAGCUGCUUGCUUUUCAGCAGGUGGAAAGAUUGCAGAGGAGUGCUCAGAUUUGGGGAAAGCAUUUGAGACUCACCCAGCCACUGCCCGAAUUUACUUCCAAAAGCUGUUCAAAGAUCAGGGAACUGGGGUGGCAGCUUGCAACCAUCUCCGUCAGCAGGCGGAGAGAGGCCUGUCUGAUUACAGAGAUCAGGUCCUUGUCCGGGCAGAUCUGCGAUCUACUGAAGGAGUUGAACUUCUGGACCCUGUUAUCACUCAGUUACGGACCCUGUGCCAUUUAGAACCUGGUGGGGGAGACAGAGAGUUGCGGGUCCGACUGGCUGAUUGUCUUCUCCUCAGAGGAGAGCACAAAGAGGCCCUCUCUAUCUGCAGCCAGCUAGCUGCCGCACAAGGUCAGCAGAGCUAUCAAAGCACGGUCCACGUCCUUCGCGGAUAUGCACGAUUGCUCUCUGAUGACCAGAAGGGUGCAUUAGAAGACUUUCAGGCUGUGAUUGAACACAAUGCCCCCCACCCAUCCAGCUGUGUGCGAGCACUUUGUGGCAGGGGCCUCCUGCGAAUGAUGGGUGGCUUAAACUACCUGACUGCUUUAGACUAUGUGACAGCCAGCAGGCUGCAUGCUCAGGAAACAGCAUUUGCUGUGCGCUGCUUGGUACCCUGGAACUACCGUGGGCUGCUGUUUACUGUUCUGCUGGAGCAGGGACGAUUCAUGCUUGAAGGGUCUAGAGAUCACAAACCCAAGUCCAGUUCUGGUGAAGACUCCCAACAGCACCAAAAGGAGGAACAUAUGCAGACCCUAUCAAAGAGGGACAACCACAGAUCAAGGACUCCUGCUGGUGUCCAUUCCCUUGCUCUGUUGCUGAUGGAGCUCCAGCCCAGUGCCGAUGGGCCUCAGAUCUUGGCAGCAGAUGCCUUGUACCAGCUUGGUCGGGUGGAGGAGGCUUACCGAUUGCUGCUGUCCAUCGGGCCCACCAAUCCUCGGGCACCUAUCUUGGCUCGCCUUGCUUUGCUGCAGCUGCACAGAGGCUUUCUUUAUGACACCAAUCAGCUGCUGAAAAAGCUCAUCUUGUGUGGUGAUACCAGCUGCUUGCGCCCCCUGUUGGCAGUGGCACAACAGAAAGACAGAGCACUGCUGCAGGGACACUCCCACUCAGCUGCAAAACGCAUUUUGGACCGAGCAAGCGAGGAAUGUGCUGUCAGAGAGGCUGUGGCAUAUCUCUCCAUUGCAAUUAUGGCCUCUGGUGGCGAGGCAGCUGAAUCACUACUAGAAAGAGCGAGGUGCUACGCUUUGCUGGGUCAGCGAAAAACAGCCAUAUUUGACUUCAGUGCCAUUCUGAAGGAGCAUCCGAAACACGUGCAUGCCCUCUGUGGAAGAGGUUUCACAUAUCUCAUGCUGAAUCAACAAAAGGAAUGUACUCAUGAUAUCCUGGCAGCACUUCAGAUAAAUGCUGACAUAGUGACCAAAGACAUUCUUUCACUCAAGGACAGGGCACAGAAGCUGGUCUGUGAUUGGCUGCAUCAGUUCUGUCGUACCAAUCUGUCAGAUAUUGUGGCCACUCAUGGUGUUCCCUGCCAUGAAGAGCAGCUUAGAGAGGCUUUCAUAAUUGGUGGAGCUUUGAUGAGGGCUGACUGUAGAAACCCCAGAUGGCAUCUGCUCUAUGUGGACAUCCUUUUGGCAAAAGGUGAGGUCAAAUCAGCAGGCGUGCAUCUGUGCCAGAUAUUUGGCCAGGAGCCAAGAGAUGCAGUGGCCCAGGCUCGGGUGGGUGUGGUGGAUGCCUGGCAGAAGAAGUACUGCAGCGCAGCUCGCAGGCUCAGCAAACUGGCUGAGAAGGAUUCAUCCUAUUUUGACUUCUUGCUGGCUCUCAUCCCAUUUAAUCAGCGGAAAUGCAUGGCACAGACACUGGGACAGGAAGCAGCUCAGGAGGCCAACAGUGUGUCAUCAUGUGGUCAGUGGAAGCAGGCGCUCACCCUCCUGACUGUGGCAGUACAAUCAGGGGGCAGUCAGAGAAUGGAGUAUCUUCACCAGCGGGCUGUGUGCCUGGCACAGCUGGGCUUACAUGAGCGGGCUAUAUCUGAUCUGGACAGAGUUAUACAGAAACACGAUGGACCUGACUACAGCUGUUCAGACCACCCUCAAGUCCGGGUGGAGGAUUUGUGCUUGCGAGGUCGCAGCCUGGUGCUCUGCUCCAAAGAAGGGCCAGCUCUGGAGGACUUCAUCCGGGCCCUGGAGCUCAACAGAGAACAGGCCAUCAAGUGUGUGGAGGCUGGGCUAGGAAAACUGCCUCUGGCUGAGUGCUUCCUGCGGGGGGCGCUGCAGCAUUAUGGGGAGCAACAUCUCAGUAAGGCUUGGACCUUGAUUGAAUGUGGCCUCCUUUUGGACAGUGAGAACACAGAGCUCCGCAGACUGAGGGCAAAAGUCAAACGAGAAGUGGCCAAUCCUUGCAACGUGAACUAGUGUUGACUGUGAACUGGACACAGAAUCUCCAGUGGAGCCGCAAAAGCUCCAAUCAGGUCAAUGUCCUACCUCAAAAUUAGAAACAAAGAAAAGAAAAACCUAAUCCCAAUCAUUUUGUUAUGCUCAGCUUCCUAAAUUUCAUGGGAUGUUUGGUGCUUCCAGAGCACCCAUUGCUA
Messenger RNA from Maylandia zebra (zebra mbuna), 3106 nucleotides. The record is from RefSeq and is a predicted model, not a curated record. NCBI's taxonomy places the organism in Eukaryota, Metazoa, Chordata, Actinopteri, Cichliformes, Cichlidae.